Carassius carassius (crucian carp) is the source of this 1584-nucleotide messenger RNA. RefSeq lists its product as uncharacterized. Lineage: Eukaryota; Metazoa; Chordata; Actinopteri; Cypriniformes; Cyprinidae. Gene Ontology annotation, molecular function: cytokine activity; growth factor activity. Bases 201 to 1055 code for a protein of 284 amino acids. The transcript has 9 exons. The record is from RefSeq and is a predicted model, not a curated record. Gene Ontology annotation, cellular component: membrane.
ACGGACAGAGAGAGUCCCUGUGAGACAUUCAGAAUGUGCUUUAAAUUCAAUGUCUGGGUCAGUACACUUUCAUUUUGAUUGCGGAUCGAUUCAUUUAUGAGCUUUUCUGCCACAGCUCUGCCCAAUAAAACUUCACUUGGAUCUGCUCAAAUGCAUCUAACUGAGGAUUGUAAACUUAUCCUGCUGGAUCGGUGAGCCAGAUGAACAACCCUACACCCCUUCACUUCUACAAAACUAAGGGGAAGAAUGUGUGUGUUCUCAUGCUACUGUGUGUUCCCCUCUCCAUGAUGGACAUCCCGGGUCCUUGCAAACAUGCCAUCACUAUGGACCACCUGCUUCAACUAAAACAACUGAUCAGUAACCAGUUGCGGACUGGCUGUUCAAUUACAUAUACAUUCAUUGAGAGAAAACACCUGAGCGUGGUGUGUUAUGUGAAGGCUUCUCUGCCAAGGGUGCUUGAACUGUUUAAUGUCCACUUCAAACACGUGCGGGGCUCAGGAAGUGCUCAAGCAGUGUUCUCCAUACAGAACCUCAUCCUCAACAUCUACUCCCAACACUGCAUACCUUCACUGAACGAGGAACUGGAGGAGGACCCUGUAGCAUUUGAGAGGCAAUACAAUGAGUCUCCUGUCCAGGCACUUCAAAGAGUCGAGGAGGUUCUGUCCCUGUACUUGCACCUCAUCACAACCACAAACACUACUGUUAACUGGACCUGCGAGCAAGAGUACAGCAGCAAUCUACCCCCUACCGUAACACAGCUAACCACUAGCACAGAGUCUGCGGUUGAAUUAUUCUGGCAAGAUCCUCAGGGGUCCUUCAGCGAUGAUUUCUACAGACUGGGCUUCAUUGUGGUCUGCAUCUGUGGAGCAUUUCUUAUCCUACUCACUGCCUACUGCCUCCUAGAGAGAAAGAAGCUGCAGCGUCAGCUUCACCAAACAAGAAUAUCAUCAGACUGGGGAUUACAAGUUGUCGAAAACUUUGAAAUCCAAGAGGAUGUAUACAAGAUGAAUGACCGAUGGACACAGUGUGGCUCACACCUCUCCACUGCCUUCUAACUGAUUUGAUCUUUCUGGAGACUCACAAGAGAGGAUUAACAGUGAAAUAGACUGCCUUAAUCUUCAGGAAGACCAUGACCAGAGGAAACAGAUUUAGGAUAUAUGUAUAUUUUUUUUUUCAAGAUAAUUCAUACACCCAGGACCUUAUACAUUUGUAAAUAUGCAUAUCAUUACAAACACCUAUUUCUUGACUACAGGAAAAAUCAAAGAUUUGCAUGCUCAAUAAUGCUACAGUUAUAUCAAUCCACUAUGCACCUACUGUAAGAACUAGAAAAGGAAAUAAUUCAGUCAAGGUUGAUUUCAGUUGUCAGACUACUAAAUGGAUGUUAUUUGGGGAAGUCGUGGCCUAAUGGUUAGAGAGUCGGACUCGCAAUCGAAGGGUUGUGAGUUCGAGUCUUGGGCCGGCAGGAAUUGUAGGUGGGGGGAGUGCAUGUACAGUGCUCUCUCCACCCUCAAUACCACGACUUAGGUGCCCUUGAGCAAGGCAUCGAACCCCCAACUGCUCCCCGGGCGCCGCAGCAUAAAUGGC